CCAUUCCCCUUCCGCUUCCCCUGCCCCUGCCCCUGGCCCCCUGCCUCCUCGAAACGCCUUUUUUUUUUAUUUAUUUAUUCUCUCUAAAAUCCUCAUCGAUUUGAAGGUUCGUGGAAGCAACAGCUCUUCCGCUUUCAAUUACAGCGUCGAAUUAACGCCAUGUAUCUUAUCUUCCAUUUUUGAUCUGAAGCAAUACUGGUGAGGAAGUUGCAAGGACGUAUCAAUGGCCUUUGAGCAAUACUAUUCAAGGGAAUGGAAAUCAGUUGCUGGAACUGGGACAGAAAACUUCAGUGGUUGUUUUGACUGCAACAUCUGCUUAGAUUUUGCUCGUGAACCAGUGGUCACUUUGUGUGGCCACCUCUACUGCUGGCCCUGCAUCUACAAGUGGCUUCAUGUCCAGAGUGCCUCUCUUACCUCUGAUGAGCAUCCUCAAUGCCCAGUUUGCAAGGCUGAUAUAUCUCACACCACCAUGGUUCCCCUAUAUGGCAGGGGCCAAGCAGGGGAAGCUGAAGGCAGGACACCAUUCCGGGAUAUGAUCAUACCCCCCAGGCCAGCAGCAUGUGGCACUCAAUCCAUGCUAUCUAACACACUUCCUAGUGGCCAACAGCUUGUAUAUCGUAACCCUUAUCGAAAUCAACACAGCCCUCCACCAUACAGCAGUCAUGAGGAGGAUUCUUCUCCAUCACCGGUGUUCAACGUUGCUGGCUCUGCAAUGGCUGGUUUGCAGAAUCCAAUGAUUGGGAUGUUCAGGGGUAUGGUUUAUGCCAGGGUUUUUGGGGACUCAGAGGGCUUAUAUUCAUAUCCCAACUCAUAUCACCACCUAACUGCAAGUAGUAGCCCCAGGUUAAGACGGCAUGAGAUGCAGGCAGACAGGUCUUUGAACCGGAUUUUGAUUUUUCUUUUUUGUUCCUUUAUUCUCUACCUUAUCGUAUUGUAAACUGGCUUGCUGCGUUUUGUAUACCUUGUAAAGAUUGACGGUGUAAGCUUUUUUAUGAAUAUGUAGAUGAGAUAUCAUGUUAUCCUUCUGUGUUA
Messenger RNA from Tripterygium wilfordii, 1032 nucleotides. Its product is annotated as E3 ubiquitin-protein ligase RMA1H1-like. Gene Ontology annotation, molecular function: metal ion binding; ubiquitin protein ligase activity; ubiquitin-like protein conjugating enzyme binding. Gene Ontology annotation, biological process: ubiquitin-dependent protein catabolic process. The record is from RefSeq and is a predicted model, not a curated record. Gene Ontology annotation, cellular component: endoplasmic reticulum. The transcript has 2 exons. Bases 224 to 937 code for a protein of 237 amino acids. NCBI's taxonomy places the organism in Eukaryota, Viridiplantae, Streptophyta, Magnoliopsida, Celastrales, Celastraceae.